Molecule: messenger RNA, 1256 nt
Organism: Microdochium trichocladiopsis
Lineage: Eukaryota; Fungi; Ascomycota; Sordariomycetes; Xylariales; Microdochiaceae
Exons: 1
Coding region: 49-1254 (401 amino acids)
Molecular function (GO): DNA endonuclease activity, producing 5'-phosphomonoesters
Source: RefSeq, a predicted model, not a curated record
CUUUCUCUUUUCUCGGGACGAAAAACAGCAAGCGGAGCGGCAGGCAGGAUGGAGGUGCAGGAGGAGUGCGCCGUGGUUUUGCCGGAGGGGCACGAGGUGGUCGUGCAGACGUACGAGGAAGACGAGGUUCCUGAUCCAGCUCAGGAUGAGUGGGCGGACAUUCGACCGAACGAUCGGGAUGGAGAGAAGGUGUUUAUACUUCGGACGAAGUAUUUUAUGCUGACGUACAGCAAGAGUCAGAUCAUGGAUGUGUCUGAGUUUGAGAAGCGUUUUCGCGAAACACUCCGGAGGUGUUACACCAGCAAGCCUGAUGCGCAGCUGGAAGACUUUGGGGUACAGUAUUUCGGCUCUAGGGAGCUGCACGCCAGCGGGCGUCCCCAUUACCAUGUUGUGGUAGCUUUAGGUAAGCCCCCUCACUGGAGGGAUCCUUGGGAGAAGUUGCGGCUGUUGGCCAUGACAGAGGAUGGCCUUGGACCAGACACUCGGUCUGUCCGUCUUAGCGUGAUGCGCAAGGAGCAGAACUUGGAGUUCUUCCUGAACAAGACCCAGGCGUACGUGAGGAAGGAGUCGUGGGACUUCGUUUUCGGUCGGGAGAUCGAGGCUGUGGGUGACAGGGCGGUAGCCAAGAGGAAGCGCGAAGAGCUGUGCAUAGCUGCCAUCAAAGCCGAGACGGCUGAGGAGGUGCACGAGAUCCUGGCGGAGGGGGAUCCGGUGAACUAUGUCUGGAGACACACGCAGGCGUGCGCGCUUGCCAACAGGAAGAGGCGACGAUUUCUGCCCCCGGUUGGACCGGUCUUUCACUUUGACCCCGUCUACAUUCCGCAGGCCAUGCUGGAGUGGAAGGCGAAAUGGAUUGACCAGCCUUACGGUGCGGCGGAGAGGCCCCAAGCCUUGGUCCUGACAGGGCCCACUAGGACUGGCAAGACCGCAUGGGCGGAGUCCUUUGGUAAUCCCCUCAUUGUGAACACUAACUUUCGUCUAGACGAUUGGCGGGAAGACUGCACGCACAUUGUGCUCAAUGACGUAGUCCUGGCGGAUUUCAAGUACACGCGCGAGAUGCUUGGCUGUCAGCGGUGGUUUAACGGGACGGAUAAGUUCAAACCUACUGUUCGUCUGGCAUUGGGCAAGCCAGUUAUUUGGACCUGCAAUGAGGAUAACAAUCCCUUGCGCAAGAAGGUCUGGCGUAAGUAUGCGGAGGAUUCGGUGGUGCAAGUAAAGGUUACGUGUAGUUUAUUUAAAAAGGCAAUGAAAUGAGG